Messenger RNA from Harmonia axyridis, 3986 nucleotides. RefSeq names its product erythroid differentiation-related factor 1. Gene Ontology annotation, molecular function: protein binding. The record is from RefSeq and is a predicted model, not a curated record. Gene Ontology annotation, biological process: positive regulation of DNA-templated transcription. The coding region runs from base 224 to 3973 and encodes 1249 amino acids. The transcript has 10 exons. NCBI's taxonomy places the organism in Eukaryota, Metazoa, Arthropoda, Insecta, Coleoptera, Coccinellidae.
GUCAAUCUACCCACAUAUGUAUACAAAAAAAAUUAUUUGAAUGGGGAAGUUUUAAGUAACAUACCAUGUAAUAAUCCUUACUUAAUUUUUGUUUCGACUCUGGAGGUAAACUUUGAAAAAGCAUAAGAACAUUCUAGAAGCGACCAUAAGAUAUUCCCUACCGCAUUUUAUUCGAAAAUAUUUGUGAAAAGUAUUGAGCUACCUUUAUCCACUAUUAGUUAUUAUGGUCAGACAGACACGUAAUAAAAGAAGAAAUCAGGACCAAAAUUCAGCAGCAAGUACCAGUAAGCAAUAUACAGCAGAAAGUGAACAGAAUGCAAUAGCAGAUGAUGGUAAACAAAAUGCAGCAAGAGGUGACACCGAACAAACUAAAACUAAUGUGCAAACCCAACUAACAGAAAUUCAAAUAUACAAUUGGCAAAGAGAACAAGAAAUGGAUCAUCAACAAACAGCAAUUGAAGAGUACAAUGAAAUUCAGACUACUGAUCAACAAAUUGAAAGAGAGGUUGAAAAUAAACAAUGUAGAAGUGGACAGAUUCAAAUUGCAAUUGAUGUAAUUCAUUUACAAAUGGGAUUGAAAGAGAAUAUUGAAACAAAUGAAAUCAAAUCUACAGCAGUUGUAAAAUAUUCUGUACCUAGGCCACCAGAUUUCAUUAGAUUACAAUGUAAUACAGACUUAAAUUUACCACCUGCUAAUUGGCUCAGUAGUGCUGCUGAUCUUUAUGGAUUACAAAGAGCAUACACAUUGACACAUAGAGGCUACACAAGUUUGAGGAUGGCUCAGAUGUAUCCAGAUUGUGUUGGUACUGUGGAUGUUAUAGCUGAUGCAGAGAUCAUUAAGAAAAUAUUGAAAAUUCCUUAUACUCAAGAAACUAUUAGUAUAUUUGUACAUAGGGUUGGUAAUACUUUGCUCAUAGAUAAUUUUGAUAUCUAUAAGACUCAAGCAAAUGAUGAGGAAUAUUGGUUACGUGAUUUUGUUAUGAAACAUCUAAGUGCUAAAGCUAUUCAAGAUGAAAGACGCUUGUAUUCACAAAUUCGUUCAAGAGAGGCUUUGAGAAACAGAAGUCUCAUUUCAAAGUUUAUGUACCACAGUUUGGGAAAGAAUGAAGAUGAUAAAAAAAAAGAUGAACAGAAUCAAACUCAUAGAACUUCUAGAAGUGUGGAUGAAACUCAUCUACCUAAUCCUCCAGAUGUUGGAGCUCCUGAUUCUACUUUUGAUGACAAAUAUAACCGUAAUGUGGUUUGGACUUUUGAGGACAUAGAAAUGCUGUUAGGUACUGACAUGCCAAUUUUUGGAGGUGGUGAAUAUCCUUGUAUUUCUCUGCGAUUAAGGGAUAUGAAACAACCCAUAAAUGUAUUAACUGGUAUUGAUUAUUGGCUUGACAAUUUGAUGUCUAACGUUCCUGAAGUAGUAAUGUGCUACCAUCUUAAUGGGUUUGUACAGAAGUAUGAACUUAUUAAAACGGAAGACCUUCCACAACUUAAAAACUCGAAAUUUUCACCACAACUCAUCAAAGAUGUUGCCCAAAACAUUCUAUCCUUCUUGAAAACAAAUGCUACAAAAGCUGGACAUACAUAUUGGUUAUUCAAAGAUAAAAAAGAUGACUUCAUUAAACUUUAUGAUCUAACAUGUUUAGUUCCUCAGAAUGAUAAGCUACAGAAUCCAUUUACUAUUCCUGUUGCUAUGUUGCUUUAUAGGGUUGCAAGAAACUUCAUGAAAUCAAAGAAGAAGAAUAGUGGAAUUGUUAAAAAGCUAUUGGAAAAUAGUAUCAAACUUCUACCAGAGCAUAAAUAUCCAGAAAUAAUAACUUCUUCAUAUUUUAUGCUUUCUGAAAUUUAUCUUCCAAAAACUACAAAUCCAGAAGCACCAACAUUUGACAAAGAUGACCCAGAUCAAGAUGAAUGGUUGGACAGCAAAAAUGAAAACCUCAAUGAAGAAAAUAGCGAAGAAGAAAUAAAGGCAUGUAAACCACCUCCUCCUAUAGAAGGUGGGGCAGACUAUCGGUGCUUAAAAGCUCUCUCCAAUAUACAUAGAGGUCUGAACAGUUUGCAGUAUUUCACUGACGAACCCUCAGAGCCUGAGGGUGCUGGAAUGCCAAGUGCCAGGAGUUCAGACCCUAUACCUAUGGGAUAUGAAUGUUUGAGUGGCUUAAAAAAAGAGGACGUUUUUGAUGAAGGGGCUGGAAAAGUCGAACAAGGGAAUGUAAAAAAGACGAAUAAAGAUAUGGACUCAACCGAAAAAGGUGUUGUUAAAAAAGCAUCAAAAUCAAAAAAGAAAAAAGCAAUAAACAAAAACCCAGAUCUGGCUUCAUUAUUAGUAAUGAACAAUAAAAACACUGAACCUCUACCUACAUGGAAAAAGAAAAAUGCUAGACAAGAUGGGAUGCCGUGGAAAACCCAUCUCAAAAUUUUGCUCUACGAAAAGGCUGUACUUGUUUUCUCAACUCUUUCCGAAUAUUAUUUUGGAAAACAGCAAUAUGACAAUUGUUUUAGAAACUUGAAGUUAUUAGCAAGGUGUUGCCUCAUAAUGAGAAAAUUGAAUGGUUCAAUUCAAAUAAAUGAAAAUUGCAUUCUUGGAAGAGCCGGAGACUGUUGUAUAAGGAUAUUCUCACUUUGUCAAAAUUUUCAAUACUCCUUCCAAAAAUUUCGAGAUAAUAUAUAUACUCACACAAGAAAAGAAACAGAAAUGAUAUCUCAGUUAAUGAAAGAUGAAGACGAUAAUGAUCCAGCAGAUCCACCAAAUUUGCACUGUUUGACUAAAUGUGAUUUUGAAACGCCCGAGGCAGUGAUUCAUUUGGCUGUUGUAUGUUAUGAAGAAGCCUUGAAAGUAUCUGAGACUGAUAACAUGUUGAAGAGGUUAGGAAAUGCUUUGAAUGAAACCGGAACUUAUUACCUAAAUUAUGCGAAAAUGUUCUAUGGACAAGAAAUCCGCACAUGGGCGAAGAAGGCCGAGAAAUAUAUAACCUCAUCAUUGAAAAUUUUUGAUAAAAUCGGAGAUGUGGUAAAUAUGGCCCUUGUAAACACAAAUCUUGGUCAUAUGCAUCGUCUCAUAGCAUACUCAUACUCCUUACCUGGACGUGCAUUAACAUCUGAAGAGAAUAAACUUUAUACCAAAUCCAACGAGUAUUUCAAAAGGGCUUUGAAAAUACUGGUUGAUAGGAAGACGAAUCCGCUGAUUUGGGAUAAUGUGAAUUGGGAAUUAUCUUGCUCACUCUUCUCCAAGGCUUGUUUAAUGCACGAUAUUCCACCUGAUGAUGUCGACUUUUCGAAAUACAGUGAAAAAGUAUUGAAGGCACUAGAAGAUGCAAAGAAUGCUUGCGAUAUGGACGAGAAUCACAGCAAAUUCGAAAACUUUCAAAGUAGAAUUGCUUUAAUCUGUAUUAGAAUGGCUUCAAUCCAUCACAAACUAUUUCUCAAUGCGACAGAUCAAGUUACUAGGGAAUCCUUGUUUUUAAAGGCUCAAGAGAAAUAUCAGAUGGCAAUCAAGUAUUUUUAUGAAGUUGGAGAACUUAUUCCUUAUUUGAGAGCUAAACUCAGCGUAAUCAAUCUAUUUGAGGAAAUGUCCAAGCAUGUCCAUGUUGUACAUAAGUUAGAACUUCUACAUUCUUGUAUGGAAGUAUUCCUAUCAAGCUCUGAUAUGCUACAAAAAAAAUUGCCACAAAUAACAGAGGAGCAAAAAAAUCUCAAACCUUCUUCAGAAACAAAUGUUAUUUCAAUUGAGGAGACCUACUACACAGCAUUGCAAAGAAUAUUGGAUACAUUUAUGCAAGAAUUCCUUAAAGUUAAUCUAUCUAUACUGAAAAUGUUCUCUGGGGAAGUGGCUAUGAAUCAGAAUGUUAAAAAUGUUUAUACAGAAUGUUACAGAACUUCUUUGAAGUGUUACAGUGAUAAGACUUGUGAUGAUACAAUUAUAAAAGUGUGUAAGGUUUUAAAAUAUGUUAAGGAAACCAUUAUGAAAAUGAAUUUCCCAUAAAGUUUUUUUACUA